Molecule: messenger RNA, 3013 nt
Organism: Notothenia coriiceps (black rockcod)
Lineage: Eukaryota; Metazoa; Chordata; Actinopteri; Perciformes; Nototheniidae
Product: inositol 1,4,5-trisphosphate receptor type 1-like
Exons: 13
Biological process (GO): transmembrane transport; calcium ion transport
Cellular component (GO): membrane
Molecular function (GO): monoatomic ion channel activity
Source: RefSeq, a predicted model, not a curated record
AACUGCAUUGCCACUCAUGAAUGCAACGGCAUUGACAUAAUCAUCGCUCUCAUCCUCAAUGACAUCAACCCCCUCGGCAAGAAGAGGAUGGAUCUGGUGCUGGAGCUCAAAAAUAAUGCCUCCAAGCUCCUUCUUGCAAUUAUGGAGAGUCGCCAUGACAGCGAGAACGCAGAGAGGAUCCUGUACAACAUGAGGCCCAAAGAGCUGGUGCGUGAGACCAAAUCAUCACAUGUACAAGGAAAAGUGCAUCUGAGUCCGACUGGAGUAGAAGGGGGAAAGCGGCGCAUAAUAUAAUAAUAAUGCUGUUUCUUGUCUUUUCAGUUGGCGCGUCACAACAAGGAGCUGCAGGCGAUGCUGAAGCCGGGGGGAACGUACGGAGAGGGCGACGAGGCCCUGGAGUUCUACUCAAAACACACGGCACAGAUUGAGAUUGUCCGUCUGGAUCGCACCAUGGAGCAGAUAGUGUUCCCCGUGCCAAACAUCUGCGAGUUCCUCACAAACGAGUCCAAGCUGCGUGUUUACUACACCACGGAGCGCGACGAGCAAGGCAGUAAGAUCAAUGACUUCUUCCUGAGCGCCGAGGAUCUCUUCAAUGAGAUGAAUUGGCAGAAGAAGCUGCGAGGCACCCAAGAGGCAACUGGAGACGCAAACACGGUUCCCUCUCAGCCCAUCCUGUACUGGUGCUCCAGGAACAUGUCCUUCUGGAGCAGCAUCUCCUUCAACCUGGCUGUCCUCAUGAACCUGCUCGUGGCCUUCUUCUACCCUCUGGAGGGCGUCCGAGGAGCCCCCCAGCAGCAGCAACGUGGGCUCCAGACCGACAGAGAAGAUGAGGCGCAGGAUGGUGGAGGCGAUGAGCGCCCGGAUACCGUGAGGCUGAGGAAACACGAUGACGAUGGCCAGAGAAACCAGCAUGGCCAUCCACAGCAGGGCAGAGAGUCCACAUUUGAACAUAUUGUAAUCCAAUCUCUAAAUCCUCUCUUUUUCCAGCUCUUCGAUCUGGUGUACAGAGAGGAGACCUUGCUGAACGUAAUAAAGAGUGUGACCCGCAAUGGCCGCUCCAUUCUCCUGACCGCCGUGCUGGCUCUUAUCCUCGUCUACCUCUUCUCCAUCGUGGGCUACAUCUUCUUCAAAGACGACUUCAUUCUGAAUGUCGACAGGAUACCCAACAAAACACUAGAGCAUGGAGCCAGUAUGGUGGGAGAGUUCUUCUCUGGUGGAGUCUGCCGGAAAGAGAAUGGGGAGAACUGUUCGACAGAGGCUGUGAGGGAAGCUACUGUUGCCAUCCAGCCGUCGGCGGUGGUGAUCGAGGACAAGGAGCGGUCAUGUGACUCGCUGCUCAUGUGCAUUGUCACGGUGCUGAGUCACGGCCUGAGGAGUGGAGGAGGUGUUGGGGACGUCCUGAGGAAGCCAUCCAAAGAGGAGCCUCUUUUCGCAGCCCGGGUGAUCUACGACAUGCUCUUCUUCUUCAUGGUCAUCAUCAUCGUCCUCAACCUCAUCUUUGGUGUCAUCAUCGACACAUUUGCCGACCUGAGGAGUGAGAAGCAGAAGAAAGAGGAAAUCUUAAAGACAACCUGUUUCAUUUGCGGAUUGGAGAGAGACAAGUUUGACAAUAAGACGGUCACCUUCGAAGAACACAUCAAAGUGGAGCACAACAUGUGGCACUACUUGUUCUUCAUAGUCCUAGUGAAGGUGAAGGACUCCACAGAGUACACCGGCCCGGAGAGCUACGUGGCCGAAAUGAUGCGGGACCACAACCUGGACUGGUUCCCUCGGAUGCGGGCCAUGUCCCUGGUGAGCAGCGAUGCGGACGGGGAGCAGAACGAGAUCCGCAGCCUGCAGGAGAAGCUGGAGUCCACCAUGAAGCUGGUGUGCAACCUGUCAGGACAGCUGACGGAGCUCAAAGAGCAGAUGACCGAACAGAGGAAGCAGAAGCAGCGGAUUGGUCUGCUGGGACACCCUCAGCACAUGAACGCCAACCCCCAGCAACCCGCGUAAGGUCGAGUCACGGCUCUGCUAUACAACGCGUACCGCACUGAGUGUAAUCCAUAGUAACGGUAGGGAAACACUGUACCAUAGGUAGUCAUAAGGCGAUGUGUAGCUCUACCCCACGCUAACAAAGUGACGCUCACUCACCUCGUUCUGUUCAGUCCGGUCGGAAAAACGGUGCCAAAAGUUUUCUACGUAGAAAAAAAUUCAAUUGGGAUUUCUCAACACAUGGCCUUUACUGGUUGAACUUGAUGAACUGGACAGGAGGAUAUUUAGUCCCAUUUUAAUGUUUUCUAUUCUGGGCAGUAUUAAAUGUCUUAUUUUUGUAUGUGGUGCAAUAUAUAAUAACUUAAAUAUGCAACCUCAUUGGUGUGUGGAUUCAAUCGAUCAUGUCUUAUUUAAAAGCCAAUUUGUUUCUGUUUCUCUGGAUUAAAUAGGGAGUAGUUGUCUUUGCUUACUCAAAUAUAGAGAUAAUACUAUAUAAGCUGGCCUCCUUAAUUACAUCCACCACCCUCUAUAGAGAUAGUUAUUUAUUGUGUGAGAGCAAUAGUUUCUUUCACCUGUGUAAAUCAAGUGUUUUCAUAUCUCACUGCUAACUUAUUUUAUGAUAAAUUUGCUUUCUUGUUUAAUUCAGUUCUAAAGGACAUGUAGAAUGUGUGAUUUAUUCAGUAUCACUCACGCUAUUACAAGAUGCUCAGGAGUAUGUUACUGUGAUAAACUUCAUUAGCAUAAUGUCCAGCAGACAUGUUCCACUGUGCCUGUUUCCGUCUUUGUUUAAAGUCCGACACAUGUUUGCUGAGUCUCUAACUUUUAUUUUACUUUUCUCUAAAAUGUAUUAGUUGGUUUUCAUGCUGCUUUUUUUUUUGACUACUAUGUGUACAUAAAGUUUGCUGCUUAUCUUCGCUUUUGUAUAGAAAACGAGUUGGAGAAAAACAACUGAAUGAUAAGAUUAACUCAAGAUCUAAGCACUGUCUAUUUGUAUAUUAAAGUAGAAUUAUUUAUUAAAAUUGAUGUAAUUAUCCUUAAA